Molecule: messenger RNA, 1753 nt
Organism: Mytilus trossulus (common blue mussel)
Lineage: Eukaryota; Metazoa; Mollusca; Bivalvia; Mytilida; Mytilidae
Product: extracellular globin-like
Exons: 7
Coding region: 46-1515 (489 amino acids)
Biological process (GO): oxygen transport
Cellular component (GO): hemoglobin complex; extracellular region
Molecular function (GO): oxygen binding; heme binding
Source: RefSeq, a predicted model, not a curated record
GCAAGUUCUACCAAUGAAAUAUCGGACACAAAUUUAGAUAAAAAAAUGUCGGCUGAAUUAUUAUUAGAAGAAACCACUGCCAUAACUGAAGAAGAAGCAAAUGCUAUACGUGAGACAUGGACUGUCUUGUGGAGUAAUAAGAAGGAAAGUGGAAUAGCACUUCUCAUAAAAUUAUUUACGACUUAUCCAGAAGCACAAAAGAUGUUCCCCAUGUUCGAUGGUUUGACAAUUGAAGAAGUGCGAUCAAGUAAGAAAUUGAGAGCGCAUGCGUUGUCUCUGAUGUAUGCUUUAAAAUCAUUUCUGGACAAUCUAGAUGAUUCAGACACGUUAGAUGGAUUAGUGAGGAAAAAUGCAAUCAACCAUGCCAAACGAGGUGUUGGUGCGAAAGAAUUAAUGUGGUUGUUACCAUUAUUUCUGGAACUAUUGGACGAAAUUAUGGAGGAGAGUGUCACAGAACUUCAGAAAAAGGCUUGGACAAAAAUAUAUAAUGUACUGGCAUCAAUUUCGCGGGAAGAGGUCAAUAGUUUAAUUGUGAAUUGGGCUCAAUUAUUACCAGAAGGAACAACGUCUAUGACUGAAGAAGAUGCACUCGCUAUAAGUGAAUCAUGGACUGUUGUGUGGAGUGAUAAGAAGAAAAAUGGGAUGACACUUUUUAUAAAAUUAUUUACUACGCAUCCAGAAGCACAAAGGAUGUUCAAAGAUUUCGAUGGUUUAACAAUCGAAGCAAUGACAUCAAGUAAAAAAUUGGGUGCACAUGCAUUGUCUUUUAUGUAUGCAUUGAAAUCCUUUCUUGACAAUCUAGAUGAUCCAGAUACGUUAGAAGGAUUAGUGAGGAAAAAUGCUAUAAAUCAUGCAGUGCGAGGGGUAGGCCCCAAAGAAAUAAUGUUGCUGCUACCAUUAUUUCUAGAACUAUUGGACGAAACAACGGGAGAUAAUGUUACAGAACUUGAGAAAAAGGCUUGGGCAAAACUAUACGUUGUACUGGCAUCAAUUUCACGGGAAGAGGUUAAUAAUCUAAGUGCUCAAUUAUUAGCAGAAGAACCGCCUUCUAUUACAGAACACGAGGCAAACAUUAUAAGUGAGACAUGGACUGUUGUGUGGAGUGAUAAGAAGAAAAAUGGGAUAGCACUCUUCGUAAAAUUAUUUACUACGUAUCCGGAAGCUCAAAAGAUGUUCAAAGAAUUCGAUGGUUUAACAAUUGAUGAAGUGAGAUCAAACAAGAAAUUGGGCGCACAUGCGUUGGCCCUAAUGUAUGCUUUGAAAUCUUUUCUUGACAAUCUAGAUGAUCCAGAAACACUGGAAGCAUUAGUGAGGAAAAAUGCUAUUAAUCAUGCUAAACGAAGUGUAGGACCACAACAAAUAAUGUGGCUGCAACCAUUAUUUCUAGAAUUAUUGGACGAACUUCUUGAAGAAAAUGCCACAGAACUUUUGAAAAAGGCUUGGACCAAGUUAUUUGGUUUAUUGGCAUCCAUUUCACAGGAAGAGGUUAAUAAUUUAAAAGAAAAACAUGAAUAGAAUUGGAUAUGUUAACAUACUGGCUUAGGGGUGUUAUCCUCAAUAGUACAGCUGAUCAUUGAAUGAAGGAAUGCACAAAGUCAGAAGAAACAUUAAGAGAAUAAAGAAAAUGAAAAUACGGGUUUGCUGAUAUACAAUGGAUUUUUUUUUAUAAUGUUUGCUUUCCUUGUCAACAUUUGGUGAUUUUUUUUAAAUUAUAACGCACGCAUCUCGGUUUAUUGUAAUUUUAGUUUUUAAA